AUGAACGAAGAAGAAACCAAGAGAAGGCUGAAAACCUUGCGACAGUCCCGAACAAUCCGCAGAAACAAGGCGAUGGCCGAGUUGGAGGCAGUCACAGAUCUCCACUCAGGUAACCCGACGUUCGCCGAGGGUCAGCGCCCGGAAGAACUCCUCAUUCUCAUGACUCAGCACGUUGAGCGUAUCCGCGAGUUGGACGGCAAGAUCGCCGACCUGGUGAGCGAAGACGCAGUCGACGCCGAGGCGACCGCUUCGGAAGAAUUUCACAUCGAGAUCGAGCGGGGAAUCGCUGCAAUCAGCGCUGUGACCCAGGUCGGGACCGGCGACCUUGCGGCGCAGGCAGAGAUGCCGACGUUCUACGGAACCCCGGAAGCCAUGCGACACGUCCGAUUCAGGCCCACGAUGAACUCUACCAUGAGCGCGCCACGUCAAAUGCGCGAGGCGACCCAGGUCCCGGACAGUUCGCCACAGCCGGCCGCGCAAGUGGUAUCGACGACAACCGCGCGCUUGCCUCGUGAGCUCGACAUUUCUCCCGAGGUAUUCGCAGGAGAUCGCCUGAGGUACCGUGCCUUCAUAACCCAGUUCAAAUGCUUCGUUGGAAAGAGACCGGAGGCCACUCCGGCGGAAAAGCUGAUGGUGCUCCGGAAAUACGUGACCGGCGAGCCUAGGGACAUCGUUCAGGCUCUCGAGCUGUCGGAUGCAAAUUACCAGAUUGCUCUCGACCUACUGCAUGAGAACUACGCCCGCACAGAAAGCGACAAGGAAAAAAUCCUAUCUGAUCUCCGAAAUCUUCCCCGAAUCCCCCGAUAUAACGAUUUGCCGGCCCUGCGUAAACUUCUUACUGUCCUGCAGGGGAACAUCGCGACUCUCGCAUCCAAUGGGAUUCCGCUCACCGACUUCGCGCUAUCGCUGAGAUCGGCGAUAGAAGCAGCCCUACCGAUUCGGUUGCGCCAAGACUACAAAGAUUCUCGCCGUCUCGAGAAGAAGCUGCUCGCCCUCACCAGAGGUGGCAGCGGAGAGGGGUCUACGGCCGACGACUGCAUCGAGACAGCUGACGAGGAAAGCACCACCGACGCAGACGACAGUGGCACAUCUGUUUCAACGAGGGCUGCCAAAGAGGUCCGCAACCUGAUCGACUUCUUGCGCGGUCGUGUCCGGGACUGGGAAGACAACCGAUACUUAGAUGAGCGGGCUUCGCCGGCUACAGCCGAGGUUCCUGAGCGCCCGGCGCAAGCGCGAGAUGUGCGGCGCCGACCCAAGAGCACCAUCGCGGGUGCUGCGUCGAGACCGUCUGGAUCAGCUGGGACCGGUUACCGGCCGCGACCAUGUUUGUUUUGCCGAACGGCUGAUCAUAACUCGUCCCGCUGUACGGCAAGCUUCUCCAUCGCAAAACGCCGAGAGAUCCUCACGGCUCAGCGGCGUUGCGAGAAGUGCUUCAGGACGAAACAUGCGAACCCCGCCGACUGCCGCGGUCCGAAGGCGCCGUGUGCCUCGUGUGGCUCAAGACAGCACUAUACUUCAAUGCACGGACCUGAUUCACCAAGACAUGGUGAUCGGACAGCCGCUGGAAGUGACGCGACGACCGCCGCGGUGGUCCAGACGGUGAGCGGGGCAAGCGCGGACACCGGCGCACUGCUGCUAACUGCUUGUGCCUAUGUGAUCAACGGUGGGGUCAAGAUUCCUAUCCGGGUGUUCAUGGAUCCCGGAAGUACGCUUACCGUGAUGCUGCCUUCACUCCGAGCCAUGCUCCGCGAUCCUCCCGUUGGUGUAAGCAAUCUCACCAUUCAGGCUUUCGCCUCGACGCUGGCAAGUGAACGGAUUCCGUUGUACAACAUCCGCAUCAUGAAUAUUCGUGGAGGACCAACAAUCGAGCUCUUCGCCCACGAGUACAAGUUCGACGUCGACCCGCCGAAUACGACUACCAAGGCCGUCCUUCAGGCCCUCACCAAUUUCGACCGAGAGAGUCCGCUCGCAGAUAGAACAUAUGUGGGAGAGUGGUCACGCAUGCCACCCGCCUUACUUAUUGGAAUGAAUCAACUCCAUAAGGUAAUGCACAGAGAGCUUCCACAACCCGUCGUGGAUGACAUAACCGCACAGUCAUCGAAGUUAGGGUGGCUCGUUGGGGGUUCGAUUCCCCUCGGUCAGCACCACAUAAAGGGUGAGGUGACGGCGACGCACAUCGUCUGCUGCGCCGCCGGCCUGUCCGCCCGUCAGUCUCUGCAGAUGUCAUCGGCUGCCAGAGCUCUUGAGACGCUGUGGAGCUUGGAGGCGCUGGGUAUAUCGGACCCCCCUGCAGCGUCGCAGAUGUCGGCGGACGAGGAGGAAGCUACUCGACAAUUCAACAGCGAAAUCUCCUUCGAAGAUGGUCAUUAUGUGGUUUCGUUCCCGAAGCGACCGAGCAUCUCUCAACUUCAGAACAAUCUGGGCGUCGCUUCCCAACGUCUCGAGCGAAAAUUAUCGCAGCUCAGGCAAUAUCCCAUGAAAUAUCGACGCUAUCACGCGGAGGUGAUGAAGUUCAUCGACGACGGCUUCGCUGUAGAAGUUCGCGACUUCUCGCCUGGUUCCCGUUCGGAAGUCGAUGGUUCAUACUACAUGCCUCAUCACGAGGUUGUCGUGACGUCGGAAAAGGCGGAAAAAUGGAGAAUCGUGUUUGAUUGCUCCGCAAAGCAGAAAGGCGCCUCGUCCCUCAAUGAUCAUCUCUUACCGGGUCCGAACCUGAACCCCGACUUGGUGUCGCUUCUUCUGAAUUUCCGACUGCACUCCGUGGCGGUGUCGGCCGACGUGAGCAAGGCCUACAUGAGAAUCGCCGUCGCACCGGCAGAUCGGCCGCUGUUUCGAUUCCUGUGGAAGGGACCCGACGCCGACUCCGUCCGGGCGUACCAGAUGCAGCGAGUUACGUGGGGAGCGGCGUCAUCCGGUUUUCUCCUGGCCGCGACGAUCCGGCAUCACUUACAGGGAGCCGACCCCGCGUCGCAGGAUCUCUCGAAAUGUCUAUACGCGGAUGAUUUCUUGCAAAGCUUCGAAGACCCGCAACGCGAUUCAGUUCACCGAUAA
Messenger RNA from Galendromus occidentalis (western predatory mite), 3051 nucleotides. RefSeq lists its product as uncharacterized. The coding region runs from base 1 to 3051 and encodes 1016 amino acids. NCBI's taxonomy places the organism in Eukaryota, Metazoa, Arthropoda, Arachnida, Mesostigmata, Phytoseiidae. The record is from RefSeq and is a predicted model, not a curated record. The transcript has a single exon.